Molecule: messenger RNA, 6513 nt
Organism: Ostrea edulis (European flat oyster)
Lineage: Eukaryota; Metazoa; Mollusca; Bivalvia; Ostreida; Ostreidae
Product: sterile alpha motif domain-containing protein 9-like
Exons: 3
Coding region: 2514-6224 (1236 amino acids)
Cellular component (GO): cytoplasm
Source: RefSeq, a predicted model, not a curated record
UGAAAUUCCACUUUGUCUGUGGUAUAGACAAAAAAUGACUGUUAUGGAGAUUGAUUCAAAACACAGUUCCUUAUUUAACUUGAAAGAAAACAUAAGGACAGAAUUUGGAAUUCCAGCUAAAUUACAGUUACUGAUGUACAAGGGAAAGGAUAUGCAAAGGACUAGUUCAAUCAACUUUCAGCCAUACGAUAACAUUUUUGUCUCAAUCAAGGGUAGAGGUUGAAUGCAAGAACCCUUGACUGGUGUGACUACAGAUAGCUCAGAAAGAGAUGUUGAGCAGUGGUUAAAGAAAGAAGUUGGUAUAAAUGAUGUGGUGUUGGAAAAGUUUAGUAUUCUUACUGAUUUGGAUGGGCAAACAUUAUUUUCUUAUGAUAUAAGCGACAUAGAAUCCUUUAUAUUAGAUACAGAACUACCAGUUGGACUUGCAAGAAAAAUCUUAGGUUUUAGGGAUAAAAUCAAUGAAGGAAUUUCAAAUCCAUUGAUGAAUCAUACAGCAGAGGAAAUUUCAGGAUUCAUUAAGAUAAUUCUGACAGUGAAUGAUCAAAUUAUCAGUCAUUUCUCUCAGUGUAUUGUCGACAGACACAUCGAUGGGUAUGUGUUUUUCAGUUACAUUGAUGAAAAACAGUUUCAAUACGACUUCAGAGAUUUAAAUAUAAAAGGAAUGUACUUCAAAAAAAUUAUUUUAAAACGCAAUGAAGAAUUUAGUAUUCAACAUGGUCCGCAUAAAGCAACUCAGUUGAAAACUACUUGUUCAGAAGAGUUGACAGAAGAAAAUUUACCAUCAAAGCCAGUUCAGGAAGAAAACUGUAAUGCUGAACAAGUUAGUGAAGCAAUGAAUUACCCGGUUCCAGAUGCUUUCUCCAAUAAUUAUGAAUGUACUCUUUGCCGUUUACUUCGAUUAAACAAAGUGCAGGAAAGCAGUUGCAAGCCGUGCAAAUUACGUAUCCUCCAUGGAGGAUGGACAAAUGUGAAUGAACUCGAAAGAAAUUUUGUGUUCUUUUUAUUAAGUUGUGAAGAUUAAUUCACAGAAAAGCAACAACAAAAUGGUCUUUGGAAACAAAUUGGCAAGAAUAUGGACCAAUGGCUAAAUCUACUUCCACCAAGCAAAAGGGAUAUGUUUACAGAGAGUAGACAAUCAGGCGUGUACAGUUAUAGCAAGAAGAAAAAUGUACAACUCCCAACGCAAUGUAAACUUGCAUUUGUUAUGGAUAAGGAACUUUCUGCUAUAUUAAAAUUUGAGACCGCCAUUCUUUUGGUUAGUAGAAGUCUUUUACAAAAGCAGCGUCGAGGAUUCAUGACACCUUUAUCAAGACAUCCCAAAAAACCCAAAAAGUUUUCCUUUUUCCUUUCAUUCUUCAGAAGAAUACUAUAUUUUCAAUCCAGAAGACUAUUCAGAUGGGUUUAUUAAAGAAACUGUACCAACAACAUGCAGUGAACAACGGUCUUCAGUUAGCAAUAGUAAAUUAGUUCAUCUAAGCAGUGAGGAAUUCCCAGUAAAUAUUGGUAAUACUGUUGAAAAAGUACCGGAAACCAGAAUGCCAGAUGAUAGAAUGAAGGAUUUUGAUCAUUCAGGUCAUAGAAUUGUUGAAAGUAACCCUAAUUUAUACCAAAGGGAAAAUGAGAACCCUAUUUUGUAUCAAAGGAAAAAUGAGGACCCAAUUUUGAAUCAAAGGAGAAAUGAGGAAAAUCAACAAUCUUCACCAAAAGCUGUUGCGAAAAAGCAUGUAAAGAAAUCAGUAGGAACAGGACAGGAAGUUUGUAUUCAGUUUCCAAGAGAUUUCGAGCAAGAUUCUGAAUAUGUAGUGUAUCAUGCAGGAAAAUUUUUCAACCAACCAGAGAAUGAUGGAACGUUAUCAACAACGUGUAUAGAAUUUAAAUCGUUUUUUUCUUGUGUAAAUAAAACAAAGGAAGCAAGACUCAUUAAAUUCCAAAUGGAAGUCUUAAGAUUUGCUUGUGGUUGUCUCAAUGCACGAAAAAAACCGGAACCAUCUAUUUUGGAGUAGCAGAUUCUGUUCCGAACAUUGAAGGUGAAGAGUACAAACAUGGUGAAAUUGUUGGUUUUGAAAUUAGUGAGAUUGGAUGUGAUACUAGAUCAAAAUAUACAGAUGCACUGCUAGAUGGAAUAUCAAGAUGCUUUAUGAGCGAGAACGUGGCUAUUGUUAAAAAAUGUGUAUCCAACCCAAAAUUUGUAAAAGUAGUAAUAAUCGGCGAAAAGAUUUGUCGUUAUGUAAUGGAAGUAGAUGUAAAACCAUCAUCCUAUAAAUGCAGAUAAUACUAUUUUAAAGUAAAUUUGAAGAACAUCAACAAUUUAUCCAGCAAAUCAAUAGAAAAUAAGCAUUUGCUUUAUUUGCGAAGUGGGUCAUCAACAGAGCGUCUUAUAAAUGAUCGAGAACAACUUUUUAUCACAGCAGAAUUACUUAAGAAUGUGAAAGAGAGAACAUUAUUUGAAAACCAACCAAAAAUGAAAAAAGUGAAAAUUUGCCACAAAAUUGGAGCGACUUCUCACAAGAGGAAUGUUUAGCUUUGAUAAGCGAUUAUGGCCUAUCCUUGUGCUAGCAAAACCCAUGGACGAACAUAAAAUGAAUGAUCAAUGGACAGAAAGUAUCUCUUUUAUAAAACGAAUUCAAUUCACUGCUGUAUUUGAUUUUAAUGAGAUGUCUAAUAAAAAUGGCCUUUGUAACAUGUACCGAAAUCCCGAAAGACCUACUCUACAAACAGAACGUUUGUUCAAUGAAAAUGCUGGAAACUUGCAAGAACUAGCUAACAAGUUAGGCCUACCAUAUGAUGUCAAGACAGUGUGGAUAUUUGCCAAUGGACGAAGUGAUUACUUUGAAGAGAAACCACAUUUGAGCAGAUCUGGUUGGCAUGUAUCUUAUUCGGCUGGUGUUUGUGAUGCUGUCUCAUUUUUCAAUCAAAACUUUGUAAUUCCUAAAGGAAGAGCAGUGAUAUUAGUUCUCCUAUUUUCAAAUGACUAUGAUGGAUUGAUUGAUACAUUUAAUGAAAUAACAAGACAUUUUGGUUGGGGACCUCUUGUAGUCAUUGCAGAACAUCAACGAAUUUUUUAUGAUUUUGCUGAAAUAAUACAACAAGAAUCUAAAGGAGAUAAGGAACAGCUGGAAAAAGUAUCAAUCAUAGGGAUGCCAUGGGAGCACAUAAACAGUACAAUAACAUCAUUGACGGGAUAUGAUGAAAAGAUGAAUUGUAUGUUACCAUGUUCAUCAGGGGCACUUGUGCAUGUUAAUGAAAAAAUUAUAGAUAGUUUAGAUAACUUAAGUAUAUUGAGUGCCAAUCAGUGUGAGAACAAAAAAUUCAAAAACAUUAAAGAUCGGAAACAAUUUGCUCGAGAACAAGAAUUACAAUUUUACAAAGGCAAACAUGUGACAUGGUGGAAUUUCUAUUUUGAAAACCAUGUCUGUGAAAGACAUACAUUCCAUCAUUUACAAGAAAGAGCUCAAGAUCUGCUACUUCAUGCAAAAGAAGAAACACGAAAAAUAGUCACAUUUACUAUUGCACAUGAACCAGGAGCAGGGGCAACAACCCUCGGACAUAAACUUUUGUGGCAUUUCCGACGCAAGUACAGAUGCUGUGUGAUUCAAAAAAUAUCAGAAACGACCAUUUCGCAUAUAUAUUCACUAUGGCAGUACAUGGAAAAUAACACAGAUGAAUCACUACCACAGCCUGUUGUCCUCUUAUUGGAUGACAUUCAAACUGAACUUUCAUUAACUGAUUUUACAAUACUUCUUAACAUAGAAUUUAGAAAGCGCGGUUUGAAUAAAGGCAUGGGUUGUCUUCUGAUGAUAUGUCAGAGGGAGGAAAAAUUAACUGAUUAUGAUUAUGAAAGUCAGAAUGUAUUCUUUCUUAGACAGGAACUUAGCCAUAAGGAAAAGACAUGGUUUGCAGAGAAAUUUGAUGAGUUAGAGCAAACUGGAAGAGAACUAGAUGACUAUAAUCCCAAACAUUUAAUAUCAAUCAUGAUAAUGCGAUCCGAGUUUAAUCCUGAGUACAUCAAAAACACUAUAACAAGACGAGGUGUGAAAGUGUUUGUUCCGCUGGAAUGUUGUGAUGAGUUAAUGGGAAGUAAGGUGUGUUUCUGGGAAGAUCGUUUGUCAAGCCCUCUGAGAAUUUUAUUAAUCAUAGAAGAAAAAGAGCAAUCUAGUGGACGACAAGUUCGAAUAGCACACCCAAGCCUUGGCAAAAUACUUAUAAUAGAAAUCAUGAAACGUGAAAAAGCACAACUAGCCGACAUUGCCAAGGAAUGUCUCAAUUGUUCUUUACUUCAAAGUACAUCAUAUGGAAGAAAUUUUCUGGUAGAUUUUACUUUGGAAAUGCUAAAGCGGAGGAAGAAGGAAGAGUAUGAUGAUGAGAAAACCACACAAUUUAGUCCUUUAAUUCUGGAGAUAAUCAGUGAAUCUGAAGAUAAUUUUGGAAAACCUGCUGAAAUAUUACAGUUGGGUUUCAACAAAUUCAAAGAUUAUAUGUUAGCACAAGCUUUAGUUCGGUUAUAUUCAAAAUGGAAACGAUAUGAUGAGGCUAUACGAUGGGCCAAAGAAGCUGUUGAUUUAUCUUCAAUACACUCUUUAUCAUAUAUCCUUCAUACUUAUGGCCUUGUUCUGCGAGAGAAAUUUAGACAUUUGACAAAUUCAAACAUUUUUCAGCCAAAAGAUGCAAUUGAAAAUUUAGAGCUUAUUUUAGAGUCUUUGGAAGUAUUUCUUCAUGCCCAAAGAAAACGGGAUGAUGAGACCGACACGCAAAAAUUACUCUACCCAUUCCAUGAUGCUAUUUACACCAUAAACGAAAUAACAAAGUUUUUGGUGGAAAACAUCAAACGUUCCAUGGAUGAAAGUGAUAUCGUACAGUAUCUCAAAGACAAGGAUUUCAUUCCAGAGGAAAUAUCAAACGUAUGGAGAAAGUUUCAUCAAAGAUUGAAAGAAAUGAAAGAACAAGGUCAUAAUGCUUUUAAAGUCUUAGAAGAUAACAUUUGUUUUAAUACCACAUUUUAUGCACCAGAAGAAGCAUUUCGGUACAAUUCAAAUAAAUUGAAGGAACACAGAUUCUAUCGAAGUUUCCACUAUGGACAUGAGCGGAUGUUGGAAAAUUUCACUAAAAUAUAUGGGGAACACGAAAUUGAUUAUCAGUUAGAAAGUGCAGAUCAAAGAAGCCGGGAUGAAUUUCACAGAGGAAGGUUAUGGACACUAAAAGGAAAUUCAUACAUGAACAUUUUUAAUCAUAUAAAGAAUUGUGGGAACAAACAUCUAGCAAGGCAAAUUACAGACAAGUUAAUAACAAUCAAAAAACAUAUCAUGGCUAUUGAAGCUAAAGAUUCAAAUGAUCUUGCAAACGAAAUUUGUGUUAAUGUUGUUUUGGGAAUAAUGGGUGGUCAACAUCGUGAUUCCGAAAGUGAUAUACUUAAAACCUGUCAGAAGAUAAUCUCUGCAAGCAAUGAGAAGGUAGAUUUAGCAUAUUUUUUCAUUAGUAUGCUUUUGUGGCCUAGUGGUGAAAGAAAAGUAUUUUAUGAUGAUUCGCUGUUACAAAGAUCACUUUCAUAUUUAAAAAGAAAUUUCAAGCAACAGAAGUACAAGUCAAAUGUACAAAAAAGUUCUCAUGUAAAGGAGGAACGUAAUAUCUCUCAGCCAACACCGCAGUUUUUUCUUGCAAAGGGUAAAGGAAUAAAAUCUUUGUGUCAUCGGUGGGAAAUUUUUGUACGGGAGAAUCCUGACUCUCAGUUUGAUAAUUCUUUAUGGGACCAUAUUAAAACGAAAGAAAAACUCCGGCGUUUAUGCGGAACAACCACAACUAGCAGUGAUGGUUCAAGUACAUACAUUGUGUUUAAAAAUAAGCAUGGUGAGCCAAUUAGAAUAAGCAAAAUAAGGGGAACAAACAAAGGAUAUGAAUCAGAAGAGGAAGUGUCAUUUUAUUUAGGAUUUAGUAUUGCAGGACCUAUUGCAUAUAAUGUAAAGUUAAUGCGAUAUGAACAACAGUCACAUGGAGCAUUUAGCCAACGAGAACUAUUAUUGACCACUAAUUCAAAAGUAGAAGAAUUUAUGAAAAGCAGCAAAGAAGACCUACAAAAUAUGCUUUUAAAGAUACGAGGGUUGGAGGGGAAAAGACCAGAUUACUUGAAAGAGCGAGAGAAACAGCUUAUAAAAGAUAAAGAUGGCAUCAAAGAAGCAUUAGAUCGACUGGAGAUGAUGAGUGGAGAAAUGGAUCUUUCUCUAAUAGAUUGAUACAUGUACACCGCUUCACUAAGGAUGAUAUAAAUAUGGACCAAAAGGCUACCUGCUCGGAUAUAGCUGUACAAUUAUUUUGUGAUUAUCUAUCAUCAAAACUAUGUGUUUAUCUGUCAUAUUUGUAGAAUGUCCUCAGUGUCAGCAUAGUGAUUUUCUGUAAAUGAUCAUUAUUCAUGUACUAUUAUUUAGGUCACCUGAGUCAAGUGAGCUGACCUAUCGAACUGGUCUGUGUCCGUCGUCGUCUGUCAUGUUAACAAAUAACAAUUAAACUUUUUAAACUUCUUGA